This is a messenger RNA of Pogoniulus pusillus (Red-fronted tinkerbird), 3298 nucleotides long. RefSeq names its product L3MBTL histone methyl-lysine binding protein 1 (gene L3MBTL1). Gene Ontology annotation, biological process: negative regulation of DNA-templated transcription. The coding region runs from base 323 to 2854 and encodes 843 amino acids. The transcript has 23 exons. Gene Ontology annotation, molecular function: histone binding; zinc ion binding; chromatin binding. Lineage: Eukaryota; Metazoa; Chordata; Aves; Piciformes; Lybiidae. Gene Ontology annotation, cellular component: nucleus. The record is from RefSeq and is a predicted model, not a curated record.
CCCUGCCCUAGCGCGGCUGUACGCGGCGCAGGCCGUGCCGGGCAGAGCCCCGCGGCGGCUCCCAGCCAGCAUCCCGGCCGGGCCCCGGCCGCCGAGCCCCGCCGUGGAGCUAGAAGAUCAAGGCUCUUGGAUCAGCAGGAGAGCUGGAAGGGGAACUCCAGGGACCUCACUGCCCUCCACGGCAGGAUUUGCAACCCUCACAGUCUGGGUCAGAGCGGUGCAGACCUCAGUGGGAGCCAGGAGCAGUCACCUGUGCUGGACCUGCUGUGCUUGUACCAUCUUAUGGUGGUGCCAGUGUGGAGCUGUGUGCCCAGGCAAGGGGAUGGACAGCAGGGCAGAGAUGGAGGUUGUGAGGAGCAGCAAGGGCAGUGCCCCCGGGGAGGUCAGCGUCCAUCUGGUCACCACCGAGAGCACUGUGCCAAGCACCCACCUGCCAGCCACUGCCUUCAUCAUACCAGCCAACGCCACUGCCAUCAACCUCCCGGCGAGCACCCUGGAGCUGCAGCGCUUCCCCCGGGAGCCGCAGCGCAGCGCAGCGGCGGAGCGGCCGGAGCGGGGCGCGGGCAGCGAGCCCAUGGCGGCGGCUGUCAUCCCGCAGCUGAGCGGGGUGCAGGCCUGCAGCACGGUGCGGCUGCUGGAGUGGAAGGAUGGGCUGGCGGCGCUGCCGGGCAGCAACCUGCGGUUCCGCAUCAAUGAGUAUGGGACGCUGAAGGUGGUGAGUGCUGACAAGAUGCCUCCGGUGGAAGCUCUAAAGGAGGCUCACACAGAGAAAGAUGGGGACUCAGAGGUGGCACCCACCAGCAGGGACAAUCCUACUGUGGCUCAGGAUGUGCCAGAGCAGACCAAGGUGCCAGCAGCAGAAGGCUUGUGCCACUGUGACACCUGUGGGCGCAGACCCGUGCUGGAUGUAGCCCGGGAGGGCAGAGGCUUCUGCAGCGAGCACUGCCACCAGCAGUUCAAAGAAAGGUCUGUCAUCGUGGAAAACUCUGCCAGCAGCACCAUUGCCCCCGAGAUCCUCAAGCCAGUGAAGAAACGGAAGAGGAAGGACUACCAGAGCCCCUCAGAGGAAGAAUAUGAGUCUGAGCAGAUGGAGGAAAAACAGGACGAGAGGAAGAACUCAGCAGGAGACUCUGCCCUCAGCAACCCGGAGCCUGACGUGUGGAACGGGAGCCAGCAUGGUGCCGGUGAGCAGAAGAAGGAAGGCUGGUCCUGGGCGUCCUACCUGGAGGAGCAGAAAGCUGUCGCUGCCCCUUUAGAUCUCUUCCAGGAUUACCAAGUAGCUUCCCAGCACAAGAAUGGCUUUAAAGUGGGCAUGAAGCUGGAGGGGAUCGACCCACAGCACCCAUCCAUGUACUUCAUCCUGACAGUGGCUGAGGUGUGCGGGUACCGGAUGCGCCUCCACUUCGACGGCUACUCCGAGUGCCAUGAUUUCUGGCUCAAUGCUGACUCCCCUGACAUCCACCCUGCUGGCUGGUUUGAAGAGACAGGCCACAAGCUCCAGCCCCCAAAAGGGGUUGUAGGUUAUAAGGAGGAAGAAUUCAGCUGGACAAACUACCUGAAGAUCACAAAGGCUCAGGCAGCUCCAAAGCAUCUCUUCGUGGUCCGAAACACGCAUGAGGCUUCCCCAGGCUUCAAGGUGGGCAUGAAGCUGGAAGCAGUGGACCGCAUGAACCCCUCUCUGAUCUGCGUGGCCACGGUGACAGACGUGGUGGACAGUCGCUUCCUGGUGCACUUCGACAACUGGGACGACACUUACGACUACUGGUGUGACCCCAGCAGCCCAUACAUCCACCCAGUGGGAUGGUGUCAGGAGCAUGGCAAACCCCUCACACCUCCCCAAGAUUAUCCUGACCCUGACAACUUCACCUGGGAGAAGUACUUGAAAGAGACAGGAGCAGCUGCUGUCCCAGCUUGGGCCUUCAAAGUGCGCCCUCCCCAUGGCUUCCUGGUCAACAUGAAGCUGGAGGCAGUGGACAGGAGGACUCCUUCCUUCAUCCGAGUGGCCAGCGUGGAGGAUGUGGAAGACCACAGGAUAAAGAUCCAUUUCGAUGGCUGGAGCCACAUCUAUGACUUCUGGAUCGACGUGGACCACCCAGACAUCCACCCCAUAGGCUGGUGCUCCAAGACUGGGCACCCUCUGCAGCCUCCUCUCAGGCCGAAGGAAGCAGCCUCCUCUGCCCAUGGGGGCUGCCCCACGCUGGGCUGCAAGAGCAUCCCUCACACCAAGAGCUCCAAGUACAGCUUCCACCACAGGAAGUGCCCCACGCCGGGCUGCGACGGGUCGGGACACGUCACGGGCAGGUUCACAGCCCAUUACUGCCUCUCAGGGUGCCCCCUGGCAGAGAAGAACCAGAACAGGCUCAAGGCUGAGCUGUCCGACACCGAAGCCUCGGCUCGCAAGAGGAACCUGAUGGGCUUCCCGCAGAGGAAGAAGUCUCGGCACCACGGGAGAGGGAGACCCCCAAAGUACCGGAAGAUCCAGCAGGAAGACUUCCAGACCAUUUCUUCAGACAACAUGCACCAGUCCCUCUUCAUGUCUGCCCUCUCUGCCCACCCCGACCGCUCCCUGGCGCUCUGCUGGGAGCAGCACUGCAAGCUGCUGCCAGGCGUGGCUGGCAUCACGGCAACUACGGUGGCCAAGUGGACCAUCGACGAGGUCUUCACCUUUGUUCAGACCCUGACUGGGUGUGAGGACCAAGCCAAGCUCUUCAAGGAUGAGAUGAUCGAUGGUGAAGCCUUCCUGCUGCUGACCCAGGCAGACAUCGUCAAGAUCAUGAGCGUCAAGCUGGGCCCCGCCCUCAAGAUCUACAAUGCCAUCCUCAUGUUCAAGAACGCCGACGACUCCUUGAAGUGACUGCUGCUGGCCUGAGCAGGAUCCUCCCUCAGCCCCGCUGCUGCCAACCGCUCUGCUCAGGACAGAGGUUCCCCUCGACCGGCUGCAGCUUCUCAUGUCCUGCUCCUGCCCUUCCGGAUGCCACAGCUCUGCUCUCCUGCCCUCUGCGCUCCAUGCUGCCCUCCUCCUCCAGCGCUGGGCGCCAGGCUGCCCCCGAGCCUCAGGGGCAGCUGGAGGGUGGGCAUGGGCAUGCCCUGCCCCCCGGGGGCUGCUGUGACCGCAGCCAUUCGGGGCUGAGUCUGGGGCCGUGGGAGCAGUGUGGAGGAUGCUGUAAGGCAGCAGAGGAGGGGAGGCACUGCCUGCCUGCCCCCGCUGGGAGGCUGCUCCUGGCUUUGCUCAGCAGCUCGACGAGCUCCCUCCAGGGCCCUCUGCUAACAGUGGAUGCUCUCAAGGAGCUUCUGCUCA